GAGCGGCUCAGAUGUCGGAGUAGCGGCGGCUCCCGGCGCUCCGCAACCUGCGUCUGCGGCAGCGGGGGCUGGCGGCCCGGCCCCUGCCCGGCCCCCUCCCCCAACCCCAUGCCUCAGCCCUAACCCCUCCGCCCUCCCCCGCGGGGGGCAUUUCCUGGUGCCUCCUGCCCUCCCCGUCCAAGUCAGGCGCCAUGAACGACCAGUACCACCGGGCGGCCCGGGACGGCUACCUGGAGCUCCUCAAAGAGGCCACCAGGAAGGAGCUGAACGCCCCCGACGAGGAUGGCAUGACUCCCACCCUCUGGGCUGCCUACCAUGGCAACCUGGAGUCCCUGCGUCUCAUCGUGAGCCGAGGGGGUGACCCAGACAAGUGUGACAUCUGGGGCAACACGCCCCUGCACCUGGCGGCUUCCAAUGGCCACCUGCACUGCCUCUCCUUCCUGGUGUCCUUCGGGGCCAACAUCUGGUGCCUGGACAACGACUACCACACGCCGCUGGACAUGGCCGCCAUGAAGGGCCACAUGGAGUGCGUGCGCUACCUGGACUCCAUCGCGGCCAAGCAGAGCGGCCUCAACCCCAAGCUGGUGGGCAAGCUGAAGGACAAGGCCUUCCGCGAGGCGGAGCGGCGCAUCCGCGAGUGCGCCAAGAUGCAGCGCAAGCACCACGAGCGCAUGGAGCGGCGCUACCGGCGCGAGCUGGCCGAGCGGUCGGACGCGCUCAGCUUCUCCAGCCUCACGUCCAGCACCCUGAGCCGCCGGCUGCAGCACCUGGCGCUGGGCGGCCACCUGCCCUACUCGCAGGCCACGCUGCACGGCACGGCCAGGGGCAAGGCCAAGAUCCAGCGGAAGCUGGAGCGGCGCAAGCAGGGCGGCGAGGGCACCUUCAAGAUCUCCGAGGACGGCCGCAAGAGCGUGCGCUCGCUCUCGGGCCUGCAGCUGGGCAGCGACGUGAUGUUCGUGCGCCAGGGCACCUACGCCAACCCCAAGGAGUGGGGCCGCUCCCCGCUCCGGGACAUGUUCCUCUCGGACGAGGACAGCGUCUCCCGUGCCACGCUGGCGGCCGAGCCUGCCCACUCGGAGGUCAGCACCGACUCCGGCCACGACUCCCUGUUUACGCGGCCCGGCCUGGGCACCAUGGUGUUCCGCCGGAACUACGUGACCAGCGGGCUGCACGGGCUGGGCCGCGAGGACGCGGCGCUGGACGGCGGGGGCGCGCCGCGAGGCCGGCUGCAGAGCUCCCCCAGCCUGGACGACGACAGCCUGGGCAGUGCCAACAGCCUGCAGGACCGCAGCUGCGGGGAGGAGCUGCCCUGGGACGAGCUGGACCUGGGCCUGGAUGAGGACCUGGAGCCCGAGACGAGCCCGCUGGACACCUUCCUGGCCUCCCUGCACAUGGACGACUUCGCCUCCCUCCUGCGGCAGGAGAAGAUUGACCUCGAAGCGCUGAUGCUGUGCUCCGACCUCGACCUCCGCAGCAUCAGCGUCCCCCUGGGGCCCCGCAAGAAGAUUCUGGGGGCCGUGAGGAGGAGGAGGCAGGCGCUGGAACGCCCGCCUGCUCUGGAGGACACAGAGUUGUAACAGGGGGCUCCUCUCUCCAGACCAAAUGAAUUGCGAGUUGCCACAACCCACCGUGAGGCCACGAGGUCCUCACGGUCGCCAGCCCUGAAGCCCCCCCGGCCCCUCCCCAGGAGCAAAGACCAUGUGGGUCAUCUCCCUUGAAAGCCUGUCCACACGCCACAACGGAGGUGUAGUCUGGAGGUACCAGCAAGGGGUCCAGGAGCCCUUGAGCCACUCCCGUCUGAAUGGCCCUAAAGGACAUGUGGAUUCCUGGGAGGCCAGCUCCAGAGGAAGGGCAGGGGACCCCUGGAGCCCCAGGGGAUAGACGACAUACCCAUUAGAGCUGGAUGGGAGUGUGUGUGGAAGGGGCAUGGCCUGUCCCAGGGGCCGCUGUCUCUCCCCACCCCUCCUCUGACGGUCCUGCUGUGCUCAGGCUGGAGACUUGCUCACUUCUUACAUUUUUGUGAAGGGAAGAGUUUGGGCUGGCUCCCUCCCCUCCCCCCACACCGCAGAGAGGAGGUUCCUGGCUAGACUCUUCAGCCAAAUGCCCUGACUUUGGUCCCCACUCCUGCCCCAAGCCAGCCCCCUUCUCCUUCACCUAUUGGCCAUGUCUGGGAGUUGGAGCGCCAGGCUGGCAUGAAGUGGGGGUGACUGGCACCCUCACCAGCUCACCUGGUGAGCUGGUGGCCUGACUCUGCCCUCCUCACCCUGCCUCCAGCCUGGUCCUCCUCCAGGGACCCCAGAGGGUCAGGCCAAUAGAUGCAAGGUGCUAGAGCAAUAAUCUGCAGUAUUAUGGCCCCGAGGCCUGGCGGGCGUGCCCUGGGCUGGAGAAAGGCAUCUGCCAACAGCCUCAGCUGGGUGUCUAGCCUAGUUUGGGCGAGUCCUGGGACAUAGAAGAGCCUGGGGAUGUGGAUAAUCUAAGCUGCUGACUGUCCCCAGGUCCCCAGGGCCCUGUGCAUGUGUGUCUGUGCUGGGGGCUGGCUGGUGGCUUUCCCUCCGGGUCUGGAGGCGGCUGGGCAGCUGCGAGGUUCUGUGUAGGUAGGUCAGCAGGAGCUCAGUAUGUGUCCCUGCUCUGUGAUGGCAGUGAGACCAGGGAGGAGGCCAGCCCCGGACCCGUUUCCCUGACCCUCCCGCUCCCACCGGGAGCACCACUGCAGCUCCCAUCUCUUUCCUGGGCCCCCUUGGCUAGGUCAGGAGAUGAGGGGACACCCAAAGAAUGCCACAGGCCUCCCUCUGCAUCUGUGUCUGUGCUGGGGGAGGGGGACGGGGGAGCGGUUUCCGUUCCCACAAAGAGGGCUUGGUGGCCUGUCGCUGCCACCCUGAGCCCAUGCCAGUCCUUUGCCCUGUCAUCUGGGCCUGGGGCCGCCCCCAAGUGCCGACUCAACUUUCUCAGAGCCCCAGGUGCUGCCCUUUCUCUUCUGUCCCCUGUGUCCUGCCUCAGCCUCCUCCCUGUUCUCCCAGUUCCCGGGGUGGGGCAGGCUCUGGGAUUCCUACUGCCGCACAAAGUACCCCUCCCGCAGGCUCAUUAUAACUUUUGUAGAGAAUGUUUUGUAUCGUUGUCA
Molecule: messenger RNA, 3118 nt
Organism: Felis catus (domestic cat)
Lineage: Eukaryota; Metazoa; Chordata; Mammalia; Carnivora; Felidae
Gene: USH1G
Product: USH1 protein network component sans
Exons: 3
Coding region: 192-1577 (461 amino acids)
Biological process (GO): sensory perception of light stimulus; sensory perception of sound; equilibrioception
Molecular function (GO): protein binding
Source: RefSeq, a predicted model, not a curated record